AUGGAGCAGAAGCGUAAACCUGCCUGUGGCUUUCGUGUGGACGCGUGUGGUUUAGUGUGCGUGGCUCGACGCAAAAAGUUGGACGGUGCAGAAAAGCAAGCAGAGGAGGACGGAGACGACGCCGACGACGGCGGCGACGCGGACGAGGAGGAGGAAGAGAGUGAAGGGCUGAAGGACGAGGUAGGGCAGGACGACGAGUCGCAGCGUCUGUUGCUGGGGCGUAACAGUACGGGCACCGCUGCCACCUCCGCUACCGCCACCACCGACGCCACCGCCGCCCCGCAAGCGAACGCCGGUGGCCGGUUGUCUGUGUGCCAUCUGCGUAAAAGUCCCAGCCGGAAAGCGACAGCCAGACUGUUCCGCUGCUGUUUGCCGUGCCGCGGCGACGGAGGCGGAGGUGGAAGUGGAGUCGACGGAGGAAGAGGAGGAGGAAGGGGAGACAGUGCGCGGAGUAGCAGUAGUGGUGGUAGUAGCGGUGGCAGCGGGGCCGAACCGGUGCGCACGGCAGGGACAAGCGGGCCGGGAUCGGCCGAGGCCGAGACCGGAACGACGGCGGCAACCGAGGAGAAAGAGGACGAAGAGGCGGACGGGGGCCGGCGGGUGGUGAAGCGACCGACUCGACGGACGGUAGCGCGGCGGGCGGGCCUGCGGUGA
Messenger RNA from Anopheles maculipalpis, 654 nucleotides. RefSeq lists its product as uncharacterized. The record is from RefSeq and is a predicted model, not a curated record. The transcript has 3 exons. The coding region runs from base 1 to 654 and encodes 217 amino acids. NCBI's taxonomy places the organism in Eukaryota, Metazoa, Arthropoda, Insecta, Diptera, Culicidae.